Molecule: messenger RNA, 1290 nt
Organism: Populus trichocarpa (black cottonwood)
Lineage: Eukaryota; Viridiplantae; Streptophyta; Magnoliopsida; Malpighiales; Salicaceae
Exons: 1
Coding region: 327-1181 (284 amino acids)
Source: RefSeq, a predicted model, not a curated record
CUUAGUACUUCCCCACCAAGGAAUCUGUGUUGUAUUUGCCACUUCCCUUUUUCUCCCUCCAAGGAACCCUCCUUGAGAAAAACCAAACCAGAUAAGGCAAGAUAUAUAAUACCAGUAAAGAAGCAGCUAAUGGCUACCUUCAUUCAAUAUAUAUCACUGUCAUCCCUCUCUGUAUGAUCCCUAGUUCCCCUCACUUUCCUUCUCUGUAAAAAUCCUCUUCCACGAGCAACCCGAUCCCUCCGAAGUUCUCUUCAUCCUCUCUAUAUACGCCUCUCGUCCAUCCUCCAGUUGCCUUUUCUUUCAAAUCAAAACCCCACAAACCAGCAAUGUCGUCCUUUGAAUUUGACAAAGUGAUGAAGGCUGAGAAAGCCGAUGCUAUGAGAAGGUACAACAGAAAGAGAUACUCUUACUACUUUUUGGAAGCAGUGGGAGCUUUAGUCUUGCUUUGGUGCUCCUUCUCUUGCUUCCCUGUCAUAACACAAAUCGCCUCUCAUUAUCUCUCCUAUUCUAACCGGAAAAUCUAUGUUUUUGUGCUCGCAAACAUGUUCAUAAUUCUAAUUGUCUAUCUUUCAUCCACAACAGCCCACAACAAUGACCAAAACGACACCCCAUUCCAAACCGAUAUCUACGACGAAUACGUUUCCUUCUCCACCAACUCCUCUCCUCGUUGGAAAACAACAACCCACGAGGACAAACAGUUGGUUGUUUCGUCGUUGCUAGAGAAACCAGUUCAGGUAGAGGAGAAGGAUCUUCCAGUCCGUGAGACAGAUACCUUUUACGAAGACAAACAAAUAGUCUGCUGGGAGAAAACUGUUGAUGCUGCCAAAGUUGAAGUGGAGGAGAAGCCAGUUCGUGAUCUUACGCUAUUGAAAGAGCAGAAGCGUUGCAGGAGGACGCGAUCAGCGCGGAGUGGAAAAGAGAAUAGGGAAUGUUCACGAGAGUUUGGAAGAUCGGAGACAGAGACUGGAAGCUGGGAAACGUCGUCUGUGAUCAAGACCAGUACUCGCCUUAAUUAUAACACUCCGGCCGCCGCGAAAAAGUCGAUGCCGGAGAUGGAUAAUGACGAAUUUAGGCAUGCCAUUGAGACGUUUAUUGCUGAUAAGAAGAAGAUUUUGAGAGAGGAGAGUAUUGCGAUGUUAAGUGAGGAGAAGGAAGAGUAUUUGGCUAUUAAUUAUAGGUGAUUAAUUAAUAUUUAGCAAUAUUUGUAAAAAGGAGUCUGAAUAAUUAGCUAGGCACUGUAAAAUCCAUCUCGAUUUUAUUAUAUUACCUCUUCUUCUUCUUCUUUUCAAA